This is a messenger RNA of Notodromas monacha, 2856 nucleotides long. The record is from the annotation of a GenBank genome assembly. Lineage: Eukaryota; Metazoa; Arthropoda; Ostracoda; Podocopida; Cyprididae.
AUGGACGAAUUGCUGUCUUUGAAGGGAGUGGAUGAUAUGUUGAAAACUCCGCUGAGUUCUAGGUCACGAAGCAAGGGGCUGACCGACUGUAGUUUGAUUCCGCGUCCUUUUGUGAAUUGUAGGUAUUCUCUCACACCGAAAUAUGAUGUCAGCCAGAACUUCAAAUAUGCUGGGUUCUUCUCCCUUCCCAUACGCGAAUGCCACCUCUACCCGAUCUCGUUUCUUGGCGAUGGUGAAUGCACCACCUUCGUACCGAAGAACCAAACUGGGCGGCUGGUACCUGGUUGUUUGUGGGCGUGCAUGUCGUUGGACGAAGCGGGUCUUGAAUGGCUGAGUAAAGCACUAGCGCUGCACGCCGAGGGCGAUCCUGCCCCCGCGGUUGAAGGAACUCUAUGCUGUCAAUUGAUUUCGAACGACCAUUUGAUAGAAAAAAAGUAUUCACUGGUCAACAUUGAGGGAUUAUCGCCUUGUUCGGACCCAGUCAUUGGCUUCCACUUUGCAUUCGUCGAACCCCCUUGUGUCUAUGCGGUAAGCCAAGCAGCCCCAUCCGCCGUUGUACCCACCUUUGCUGACUUGAAGGAUGGAGAGUAUUGGGUCAUUCUCGAUGGGAAGCUCGACGUGGCACACCAUACUAACCCUGGGUUCUUGGAAACGCCAAAGAACGCCCACUUCAUAAACGAAGUGCCUUGGGAGUUUGCGUCGACUAGUUUCUUCACAAGUGGUUCCCACAUGCAAACGGAGUUUUCAGAUAUUGCGUUAAAUAUCCGACGCUCCCGUUUCGCAGACUUCGGACUUUUUUCGCCGCUGCCCUCUUACCGAGAGCUGGUGGACGAACUACACGAAGACCUUUCCAUGCAUUCCUGGGUCUUAGCUGACGAGCUGAACAGCGAUACGUUGCUAAUGAAGCUCAACUGCCUGGCUUUACUAUGUUCCCUCCGUCAGACUAAUGCAUGGUCUCCGAAUUUUCCGUGCGACGGUUUUUUGUCAGCUUUAGUCCCCUUCAUGGAAAUCGUGUCGGAGGAAAAGCCAAGAACGUUCAUCAACUGGACUCCGAUGUCAGGUGGAAACUGGCCAGUGAUACCAUGGACUGGAGGCCAGACUGGAACCAUUCGUCUACACGUGGGGUGUCGAACCUCGCCACCAAUAGGUUCACUCGUGGUGUUGCCUCGCGAGUUUUACGACGGAGAACGUACAUUCAGUAAGAACUUGGCAAUCUACCUGAGUAUGCUCGCCCCUUGGCCCAUGUUGGACAUCUUGGUCGAGUUGGCCACGACGGACGGUGUGACAUUCGUGAACAAGAAGGCCGUUUCGGCAUUUCGACCAUUCUUUGCUUUGUUUCACAUACCAGGAAGCCUUAACUAUGAUGUUUUUGUGGGCCGCCGAUCCACCGGACAUGUAAGUCGGACUGACUCCGUCGAUGUUGCCAUGCCUGUGUUCUCUGGACCACGAGGGACGGGGCGCUUACCCCCCAGAACACGGAUAAUCCCCGUCAGUGACGCGGAAAAUGCGGGGACCAGCCUGGUAGAUUUUGUUUUGUCCUGGGUCGAGGAGAUCAAUAUGUCGGACAUCUCAAUGGUCUGGAGUUGCCUAAAAGAUCAAGGCAUUUGGUCCGAGAACAGUGCUAUUCUAUCUGAUUUCUUCUCAUUUUUCGGAGUGCGCACAGGCUGCGCUCUCGUGACGGACAGCCCCGUUGUGAAUAGUCCAGACGCAAAGAUGCGGCAAGGCUUUUUUCGAGAUGAGGUCCGAGGUUUGCGAACGUUCGAUUGGUGCGGAUUCGAAGUGCCCAAGAUUAGGAGUGACCCAGCAACCGAAUACCCGUCGGUUUCUGACUUUAAUUACUGUAUGUAUCCCGUGAACCUCCCAUGCCUGUCUGGCGUCAUGAAGGGCGCUCGGCGGAUAAAGCAGAGCAAAAAGGUGAGUUCUGAGCAGUGUUCGGCGUCACCUUAUGGUGUCCAAUGGUACGACCCCGAGUACAUUUUGAGGGGCAUAGUCGGUCACCGCCUCCUGGCAGCAAGCGUACAGGCCGCGUUUUCUGUCUUCUCGCCGACCUACACGAACUCAAUGCGGACCGACAAUCUACCGAUGCACUGGAUAGAACUUGCUAAUUGGAUUUUUCGCCCUCAUGACCUGCGCGAACCGGUUUUGCACUGUCUGGUGAGCAGUAUGUUGGGGAGUUUGACCGGAGAGAGUUGCCUGGCAGCAACGACGUCGGGUUCGAUGUUGGGCAAUUCGCACCGCGGACCGAGAACGUCGGUCUCCCCGUUCUACAAUUGGGAUUACUCGAGCAACUUCCAGGAGCUGACGAUUGGCGCGUAUCCUGAUGCUUACUUCCAGCUGGCAUUUCUUCACGUCCCACUUGAGUACUCCAGCUUUUUCGACAGCAUUAACAUACAGAAGACGCACGCAUUGAAAGUUAGUGCAUGUGCGUUCUUCGCAUCAGCUCGUGAGAACGUGGGCCCCGCCUGGCUCAAGCAAAAAUCUCUGAAUAAUCUCCAACGUUGGGAGAAGACGGAAUCUGUCGAUGCAUUUAACACACGCCUCAUGUUCUUCCUUGGAGGGAACUGGGGCAUCCGUACAUUGGACGACGCCGAGUCCGUGAUACCCGGUUCUUUGCCAGAUAACAGUUGGGCAACCGUCCGACCCUUCUGCGACACAGGUAAACGUGCUUGGCCAGUUGCGGGUAUGCCAACAACGAUCCUGGUGAACACUGAGUGUUGGCCGCGGUUUGAUUCCUUCAAGAUGAAGCCUCUAAGCGUUCAAUUGCUGAGUACGUCGGACAGACUCUCACUUAACCGUGCGACGGUAAUCAUGAAUGGGAUGGAUGGUUUCGGGGCUCCAGCCUGGACGUUUGACUGA